CGCGGGGCCGCCGCUCGCCGCGCCUGGAUGCGCCCCCCGCCACCGCGCCCGCGGCUCCCAUGGCGGUGGCACGGAAAAUCAAAACUUUGUUGACGGUGAACAUCUUGGUCUUCGUGGGCAUCAUCCUCUUCUCCGUGUACUGCAGGAUCCAGGACCGCUCGCAGGAGCUGGUGCAGAUCGUCCGGAGCGCGGAGCGCCGGGCCAGGAGCCGCGGAGCCAAGGUGGGCAGCCUGGCCGACAGGGAGUCCAUCCUGCAGCGCCUGGACCACCUGGAGGAAGUGGUCUACAACCAGCUCAAUGGUUUGGCAAAGCCCAUGGGAUUAGUUGAAGGUCCAGGAGGCUUGGGCCAGGGGGGAAUGGCUGCUACCCUGAGAGAUGAUAGCCAUGAAUCAGAGACUAAGUAUGAAGAAUAUGGUUACAAUGCCCAACUCAGUGACAGGAUAUCACUGGACAGGUCCAUCCCUGACUACAGACCAAAAAAGUGCAAGCAGAUGAGCUACCCAGAGGACCUGCCCCAGAUCUCUGUGGUGUUCAUAUUUGUGAACGAGGCUCUGUCGGUCAUCCUGCGCUCCGUGCACAGCGUGGUGAACCACACCCCAUCCCACCUGCUCAAGGAGAUCAUCCUGGUGGAUGACAACAGUGACAACGUUGAGCUGAAGUUUAACCUGGACCAGUAUGUCCACAAGAGGUACCCAGGCCUGGUGAAAAUCGUGCGGAACACCAAACGGGAGGGGCUGAUCCGAGCCAGGAUCCAGGGCUGGAAAGCUGCAACCUCUCCUGUGGUGGGGUUCUUCGAUGCCCACGUGGAGUUCAACAUUGGCUGGGUGGAGCCUGCCCUGACCCGCAUCAAGGAGGAUCGCAAGCGGAUCAUCCUGCCCGCCAUCGACAACAUCAAGUACAACACCUUCGAGGUGCAGCAGUACGCCAACGCCGCCCACGGCUACAACUGGGGGCUCUGGUGCAUGUACAUCAUCCCCCCGCAGGACUGGCUCGACAAAGGGGACGAGUCAGCUCCCAUCAGGACACCAGCCAUGAUUGGAUGCUCUUUUGUGGUGGACAGAGAGUAUUUUGGUGAGAUUGGCCUGCUUGACCCUGGCAUGGAGGUCUAUGGAGGAGAAAACAUCGAGCUAGGCAUGAGGGUGUGGCAGUGCGGGGGCAGCAUGGAGGUGCUGCCCUGCUCGCGCGUGGCGCACAUCGAGCGCACCAAGAAGCCCUACAACAACGACAUCGACUACUACGCCAAGCGCAACGCCCUGCGCGCCGCCGAGGUCUGGAUGGAUGACUUCAAGUCACACGUCUACAUGGCCUGGAACAUCCCCAUGGCAAACCCCGGAGUUGACUUUGGAGACGUUUCUGAAAGGAUUGCUCUGCGGCAGCGGCUGCAGUGCCGCAGCUUUAAGUGGUACUUGGAGAACGUGUAUCCUGAGAUGAGGGUUUACAACAACACAGUCACUUAUGGAGAGGUACGGAACAGCAAAGCCAGCGGCUACUGCCUGGACCAGGGGGCUGAAGAGGAUGACAAAGCCAUCCUUUAUCCAUGCCAUGGAAUGUCCUCCCAGCUUGUCCGCUACAGCUCGGAAGGUGUCCUGCAGCUGGGGCCACUGGGCUCCACCGCCUUCCUGCCCGACUCCAAAUGCCUGGUGGACGAUGGCAAGGGCAGGACACCCACCCUCAAGAAGUGUGAAGACGUCCUGAGGCCAGCACAGAGGUUCUGGGAUUUCACACAGAAUGGUCCAAUCAUCAGCAGAGACACUGGCCGCUGUCUAGAAGUGGAAAUGUCAAAGGAUGCAAAUUUUGGGCUCAGAUUAGUUGUACAGAGGUGCUCUGGGCAGAAAUGGAUGAUUAGAAACUGGAUCAAACACGGUCGGCACUGACUGGGGCUGAGCUGCCUCUCCUGCUGGUGUCCAUUGCUCAGUGUGCCAUAUCUCGUGAGGCAUUUGUCUUAAAGCAAAUUAGUUUGAACAGUUCUUGGCUCUCAAGAGUCCUCCAUAGUUGGGCAUUCCAAGGAAAGAAAGAAGAAAAAGGAAAGCAGACACACACAUGCCCUGUUUGACUCUUCCUUGCUCCAGCAGAUGAUGUGGGGAAGCUUAACGAGAGUUUUCUGUUGAUUUUGGAAAUCUUGUGAAGACCAGAACACAACAGGAAAGUGGAUUCCUUAAGCUCUCCUAGAGGAAUUGACAGACAGAUCUUUCAAAGGAGACAUCCCAAUACUGCCUCAUAAAGAGAGUUCUCUGAUGGGUAGCUUUUUAGCUUUAAGUUUUGGACUGGUGCACAACUCCUAUGGUGAAUAAUUACGUGCCUUUUUUAUUGUACUUCAUAUAAAAGAGGACUGGAAAAAUCCUACCUUCUCAGCAUGUCUGGUUCAUUGUACUAAACAAGAAGAUCUGUAAAUAACACUGGAAAUAUAAUAUAUGAUACAUUUCAAGGUUGAUUGUUUAGGAGUCUCUGUUUCUGGAAAGAGACUGUUCUGCAAAUGUUUACAGGUGGUUCUCAACCUUCAGGCUGCUGGAAAGCAGCAUUUUAGAGACCUCUUCUAGUUAGACACAGGUAAAUGUUAAAUAGGUAAAAUAGUCACAUGCUCUGUUAUAUUGCCACAUUUUACAUUUGUUGGCUGUAGAGGCAUCACAGUUUAGCACUUGGAUAUUUGGCUCUUCUGAGGCAGUAAAUGUCCUGGUGGAUGGAUGGAUAGAUGGAUGGAUUUCAGGAGGCCUCAGCUGGCCCCAAAGCCCUGAGUGUAUGUGGGUCCCUGUCACUGUUGUGUUGUUCCAGAGACUGCCUGGAACAAGAAUACUCCUUAUUCUGGAAAUAAAUUGACUGGCUUAGGUGCCAUCUGUGGAGCUUAAAAACUUGGAUCUUCCAUUUUGUUUCCCAUCCUGUGAAAAUGUCAAAUGUGAGCAAAUAUGCUUUGUGAGCACUGUCUAGACAAAUUUCCUGAACAAACCAACAGAGUCUUUUCAGCAUUUGAAAAACAAACACAAGCCUAAUGACAAGAAGGCAAAUUAGAGCAAGAGGUAGGGAGCAUAUAUAAAUACUGUUACUCUGAAAUAUAAAUAUUUUACUGUAGCUGACCCAAUGGCAGCAUUUUUGUGAACCUGAAUUUAAUAAGGUAUCCAGUGGUUCAUGCAGGAUCAGUGCAUAUGGACAGAGCAGUGACAAGGUCUUAUCCAAAAGGCUGUCAAAAUUGAUGACCACUGUCAUCAGCAGAUUUUGGAUGUGAGUCCAUGGCACACAGCUUUUCUGUGCAGAAGAUGUCAGUCAUACUGAAGGAGAGACACAGGUGGCAUCUGUUAAUUUCACUGUUUAAUAUUUUAUAGUUAUUUUUUUUUAAAUUUUGUUUUGUUUUACUGAGCCAGGAAAAUAGGUAAUUGCAGUCAUUGUGAUACCAUGAAUCUUGGUGAUCUGUUCCUUGAAUAACUUUUGCCAUUCCUAUUUCAAGGCAUGCUGAACAAAAUAGAGUGGAAACAAAGUUAAUUUUUCAAGGGCAUGAUAUGUAAUAAAAUAUUUACUUUUAACAUGCAAAAUCCAUCAGUUCUUGUCAACUUUUGGUUAGUAUCUGGAAAGCAUAUCACUAUAUUUUGCCCCAAUUUUAUUCUUGAAAUAGACUGUGCAAGAUGCAUUACAAAGCCAAUUUUCCUGGAGUUUAUUUGUGGCUAAUUGCUGAUCUUUAUUCAUGUCUCAUGGACCAGGUUACACAUGAAUGUAAAGAAAAGAAUGAUUCUGGGUGAGAGUCUAGACAUAAAAAUGCUUAAAAUUCUGUGUUUAUGGUAAGUUGUACACAACCUUUUGAACAGUGUAAUAAGAUCUGCAGGGAGAAUAGCAUCUUUAAUAAAUCAAGCAAUACUGUAUAAAAUCAUGGACAAUCUCAGUAUUCAAGCCUUCCUGCAGGUCCAAAACAGGUAGGAGACUUCAGGCUAAAUAUAGAUUGGAAACAGCUGCCCUGCAUUUAACUUCCUUAUGUUAAGCUAUCAGACAAUUUAAAAUUAUAUUUACCAUCUAUGCAGCAGAUGUUGAAGGCUUUGUACAGGAGUGAGUUUGUGAGUUUUCAUCUUCUCUCCAAAUACAAUUUCCACCUUUUAAAAUGUAUGAAAGCUGUAUUCUUCUUUUGUUUGCUCUGAUGGAGUUUUACUCCUUGAGGGAGGUGAGAAGGCAAAAGAAGGAAAAGAUGGUUUUGCCAGGUGAGUUUUUGGAGGAGUAACAGAUCAUUCACACUCAUUUUUAGUCUUUUCACUGAGUAAGUGCUAACUAUUUUAUAUGAACAUGGCAGGAAGUGGAAAUUAAUUAUAUAUCAGUGUGACUAGUAAAUACCUAUUAGAGUAUAAAAUUACAGUACUGAACAGAAGCAAAUAUGCCAUGUGCUUUCUUUUUCCCUUUUAUUUUUCCUUGUCUUGAUUUGGCAAUCUACACUUGAUCCUUGGUUAGCAGUGGGGCAUCAAGCCUUUCAAACCUUGGGUAAAUGAAAAAGAAAAGCUGAAUAUUUAGAGGAAUACCAGGGUUUAAAUCUUCUCUCCUAAAAGGAGUCUUGCAUGGGCAGUUUAGGAGCUUUGAAGCUGAGAGGACCAGAUAGAUCUGUGUUUACUGGCAGAGAUUUCAAGGGAGAUUUCAGACCUUCACUCUGACACCACCAUGGUGAAAGAGAAUUGGUUGUGUGGGAAUUUUGCCCCUCAGUGCUCAGUGCAGAGCAUUUGACUGUGGCCACACUGUCUGAGAGUGGUCAGUCCUGGCAGGUUUGAGUGCCAAGAACCAGACUUAGGGUAUAAGAAGGAAAACAGGUUUUUGUGGUAGAUAAAUGGCUCUGAGAUUUACAUAAUUAUAGAAAAGAAAUCAAAUAACUCUUAAAAGGUGGAGUUGGUAUUUUAUGUGAUUGUCAUUUUUUUAAGACUUGCUGGAACAAUUUCUUAUAUUUGCAAAACACAUCUGUUGGAUUAAUUUUACUUUAUUCCUUAUCUGUAUGAACCACUGCUUUGGCUGUGGUACUAACAUGGUGACUCUGCAUGUGAGAGGGUCUUAAAUAUUCUCUCAUCAAAGGAAUAAUAAUAAAAAAAGCCUUGAGUAUUAUCUGUUUUAA
Molecule: messenger RNA, 5065 nt
Organism: Catharus ustulatus (Swainson's thrush)
Lineage: Eukaryota; Metazoa; Chordata; Aves; Passeriformes; Turdidae
Gene: GALNT9
Product: polypeptide N-acetylgalactosaminyltransferase 9
Exons: 11
Coding region: 60-1874 (604 amino acids)
Cellular component (GO): Golgi apparatus
Source: RefSeq, a predicted model, not a curated record